Messenger RNA from Eubalaena glacialis (North Atlantic right whale), 1435 nucleotides. RefSeq names its product transmembrane protein 241 (gene SLC35D4). The transcript is spliced from 16 exons. The record is from RefSeq and is a predicted model, not a curated record. Lineage: Eukaryota; Metazoa; Chordata; Mammalia; Artiodactyla; Balaenidae. The annotation marks the transcript as partial. Gene Ontology annotation, molecular function: antiporter activity. Gene Ontology annotation, cellular component: Golgi apparatus.
GCGGCGGCGGCGGCGGCGCGGCUCGCGCGUCGGCCGUGGGGCUCCUGUGGGGUCCCCGGGAAGGGGCGCAAAUUAACAGAUGUGCAUGAGGAGUAUGUCCUGUCUGUCUUGAAAUUUACCUACCCUACAUUAUUCCAAGGGUGGCAGACAUUAAUUGGUGGACUUUUGCUUCAUGUGUCAUGGAAACUGGGCUGGGCGGAGAUCAAUAGCAGUUCAAGAUCUGAUGUUUUGACAUGGCUUCCUGCUUCAGUGCUGUUUGUGGGUAUCAUCUAUGCUGGUUCCAGAGCACUGUCCAGACUGGCCGUUCCUAUGUUUCUCACUUUGCAUAAUGUAGCCGAAGUUAUCAUCUGUGGGCACCAGAAGUGUUUUCAGAAAGAGAAAACAUCUCCUGCAAAGAUCUGUAGUGCCCUCUUCCUCCUGGCUGCCGCAGGGUGCCUGCCCUUCAACGACUCCCAGUUUGAUCCAGAUGGUUAUUUCUGGGCUGUAAUUCACUUAUUCUGCGUAGGGGCUUAUAAGAUACUACAGAAAUCCCAGAAACCCAACGCGUUAAGUGACAUUGACCAGCAGUACUUAAACUAUCUAUUCAGUGUGGUGCUCCUGGCAUUUGCAUCUCACCCCACAGGUGAUCUCCUCAGCGUCCUGGACUUUCCGUUCCUGUAUUUCUACAGAUUCCAUGGCAGCUGCUGUGCCAGUGGAUUUUUAGGAUUCUUUCUCAUGGUCAGCACAGUGAAGCUAAAAAGCCUUAUGACCCCAGGGCAGUGUGCAGCCUGGAUUUUCUUUGCUAAGGUGAUCACGGCUGGUUUAUCGAUACUGCUGUUUGAUACGAUCCUGACCAGGGCCACCGUGGGAUGCCGGCAUCCAGAGCAGGAACCAGAGCCUCAAUGGUAUACUUUUCAGCCACUCAUCCACACAAGAGUAGCCACUAUAGCCUCCUGCUCGGCGGCCUUGGAGAGGCCUUGCUGGUUUUCUCAGAGCAGAAGGGCUCCUAAACACAGGGAGAGUGGACUCCCAGGCUGCAGCUGGAGAACACCGCCCUGGGCUUUGGAGCUCCCUGUCCCGGCGAUAGAAAGAAGAAAGCAAGAACGAUGAGACACUGCUGCUUGCUGCGUCGAGGAGAACUUUUUCUGGGGUCUCUGGGCCGCUGCAGAGAGUGGACUGUGUCGAGAAGCUCCCCCAAGUCCUGCUGACUGUGCUGUGAGCCCAGCUGUGCAGAAACAGAUGCAGGAUUUCACCUGCAUGGGGAUGGCUCCGCCCACCUUGAUUGCCACGCAAGCCUCCUUACUAAACACCCUUCCCAGAUAAGCGUUCACUGCCUGCUAGCGGGCCCAAGGUAUUGUGUUGCCUUUUUGGUUUUGUUUUGUGAUUUUACAUCCUUGGAGACUCCUCCGGGGACACCCUUUCCUUGCUGUCAGGCUGGCUUGCCUAGAACUCACAC